Molecule: messenger RNA, 1899 nt
Organism: Tachysurus fulvidraco (yellow catfish)
Lineage: Eukaryota; Metazoa; Chordata; Actinopteri; Siluriformes; Bagridae
Gene: lhfpl2a
Product: LHFPL tetraspan subfamily member 2a
Exons: 3
Coding region: 391-1041 (216 amino acids)
Cellular component (GO): membrane
Source: RefSeq, a predicted model, not a curated record
GAGUGGACAGAUGCAGUGGGGGAUUUUCUCAGUCAGUGUGUGAGGGAGCCGUGUGCUCAGGACUUGGGUAUGGACACAGAACAUACACACUGAACAGGAGAGACGGCCAUGAUCUCACUCCCGCAGUAGGAUGUAGGAGAAAAGUAGAAGAAGAGAAAGAAGAAGGAAAGAAAGAGAGACAACAAGAAGAACAACAGGAUUAUUAUAUCUAUAGAAUAGAAGACAAAAAGGGAGACAUAAUUCAUUGAGUGUUGUGAUUUGGGACACAACCUGGAGUGGCUGGUUCACUCCACUUUUUCCACCGCCCUUCCUACUUUUUUGUCUGUCUCCCCAUCCAGACCCUGCACACUCUUUUACUCAGGGUUAGCCAUACACACCCCUUCUGACAUCAUGUGUCAUGUGAUUGUGACGUGCCGCUCGAUGCUCUGGACGCUCCUCAGUAUCGCCGCGGCCUUCAGUGAGCUCAUUGCUUUCCUUAGCACUGAUUGGCUGGUGGGGUUCCCACGCGUACCUGAUUCUGCCCUGGAGGCAUCCAGUGAGGCCUACCGCCCUACACUGGGGCUUUUUGGGCGGUGUGUUUUUGUGGGCAGAGUCAUGUGUGGCCCUUACGCACUGACAUUCAAUGAGAUUGCGAGUGGAUUCUGGAAGGCGGCAGCCAUUUUUCUGGCGACUGGAAUCCUGCUUCUCAGCGCUGUGGCCUUCACCUCCAUUUUCACCAUCUGCUUCCAGAGCAUCAUGAGGAAGAGCAUCUUCAAUGUGUGUGGACUACUGCAGGGCAUUGCAGGUCUGUUCCUGAUCCUGGGUCAGUUGUUGUAUGCAGCAGGGUGGGGCAGUGAGAAGGUGAAGCAGUACUGCGGAGUAAACUCAUCAGCAUAUAACCCAGCAUUGUGCUCAGUGGGCUGGGCUUUUUACACGGCACUGCUCGGCACUGUGCUCAGCUUCAUCAGUGCCGUUUUCAGCGCACAAGCCGAGAUCGCCACGUCCAGCGACAAAGUCCAGGAGGAGAUCCAACAGGGCAAAAACCUCAUCUGCCUCCUCUGAGAGAACCACAGGAAAAACAGAGGCCCUGAUGUCAGUCAUGUUAAUGCCAGUGUGACUGAAAUCUAAUGACAAGAGAACAUAACCACUUUAAUUUCAUCUCACCACUAACUCUGCUCUUUGUCUUCUGAUGUGGGAGAAAAUCCCUCCUUCUUCAUUUUUGUCCUUUGCCCUUUACUUAUUCAUUUGGGGUUUUUUUUGGUAGGUUGCUUAGAUUUGUUUUCCACUCACUGAAAUGAAGAAUGAAAUUGUAAAUAAGUGUGUAUAUAAUGUACAUAAUGAUGAUGAUGAUGAUGAAGAUUAGGAAACAUCUCAGAGAUGAAGGUGCUGAAACCACUAAUCCACUGUCACUUACUGUUAUGGGUCGAAGUUCUGCACAUGUUUAACCAGGACGCAGGAAGUUUACUCCCACUGUUCCUGGAUCAGUUCCUGGUUUUAAAACACAAGUAGACCUGCACAGGUGACACUGACUCUGGAUCAAUGGACCAAAGGAGACAAGACCUUUGUUAAGACUCUUCUGUGGUAUUUUACAGGACUCUUUCACAUUUUCAUACUUUCUCUGCUCAAAACUUUUCUCUUUACUCUUAUUAUUCUUAUAUUUUCUUUCCACUCACUCCAUUAUGUUCAUAUUUUCCCGCAUUAUUUCCGUGUCCUUGUUUACUUCCUCCCAGUCUCAGGACAGGAUGCAAGAGGAUGAGAGAUUAACAGGAACAGGAAAAAAGAAAAGCCCAUUUUCCAAGUCAUUUGUUCUUAUACAUCCAUACAGUGUAUGUUUGUGCGUGUUUUGAAAUAGAGAGAGAGGGAGAGAAAUCACCAGCCACAUAAUCACUGCUGUCUGCCAAAUAAAUAAACCUGACUGAA